Thunnus maccoyii (southern bluefin tuna) is the source of this 4253-nucleotide messenger RNA. RefSeq names its product galanin receptor 2a. NCBI's taxonomy places the organism in Eukaryota, Metazoa, Chordata, Actinopteri, Scombriformes, Scombridae. The record is from RefSeq and is a predicted model, not a curated record. Gene Ontology annotation, biological process: neuropeptide signaling pathway; adenylate cyclase-modulating G protein-coupled receptor signaling pathway. Gene Ontology annotation, molecular function: galanin receptor activity. The transcript has 2 exons. Gene Ontology annotation, cellular component: membrane. The coding region runs from base 1 to 1002 and encodes 333 amino acids.
AUGAAUGAAUACAACAUAAAGAUGAAUUUAUCUUCCCUCAACUCCUCCUCUUGGAAAGCAGAGUCCGUGGUGAUUUCUUUGGGGUUUUCGCUCAUUUUCCUGGUCGGCACGGUUGGAAACUCUCUGGUGCUCGCUGUUCUGUUCCGCAACGGACAGACGAACACCAAAACCACCAACCUGUUCAUCCUCAACCUCGCGAUAGCGGAUCUUUGCUUUAUUGUGUUCUGUGUGCCUUUUCAAGCCACCAUCUACACUCUGGAUGAAUGGGUGUUCGGUCCUGUGGUCUGUAAAGUCGUUCACUUCGUCAUUUUUCUCACCAUGUACGCCAGCAUCUUCACCCUGGCAGCUGUUUCCCUGGACAGGUAUUUGGCCAUCUGCUACCCUCUCCGCUCCAGGGAGAUGAGAACACCAAAGAACGCCCUCACCUCCAUCGGUCUGGUUUGGGGUUUGGCCCUGGUUUUCUCCGGACCGUAUCUCAGCUACUACAGACAGAUGAACCUGGCCGGCGCUGUGUUGUGUAUCCCUGCCUGGGAGUCCAAACCACGCAUCGUAAUGGACGUUUGCACCUUCAUCUUUGGCUACCUCAUCCCCGUCCUGGUGCUCAGCCUCACCUACGUUCGCACCAUCAGGUACCUCUGGACCAGCGUGGACCCUGUGAAGGACAUGUCCGAGUCGAGGCGGGCCAAGCGUAAAGUCACCAAGAUGAUCAUCAUCGUCACCGCCCUCUUCUGCCUUUGCUGGCUCCCCCAUCACCUGGUCAUCCUCUGCAUGUGGUUCAGACGCUUCCCCCUCAACCACACCACCUACAUCCUCCGCAUCCUCUCCCACCUGGUGGCUUACGCCAACUCCUGCCUCAACCCCAUCGUCUACGCGCUCGUCUCCAAGCAUUUCCGCAAAGGCUUCAGGAAGGUUUUCAGCUGCUCGUUGAGGAGGAGGGAGGUCACCAAGGUGCAGGUCAUCCAGGCAGUGAACACGGUCAGUAGCGUGGAGACGUCCAACUAGAGACGGAAGCCUCCGACCGGACUGGAGGAAGGAGAGGUAAAGCCAACUGAGCAUUAUGAACUGACUUUACCCAGAAACUGUCUUUAGAUGACAUGACAUCCCAACAGUAUAAAUUUCACCUGAGUAAAAAACAACUAGACUGUAGGUUCAUCUGUUUGGAAAGUAUGAGGAUACCUCAGGACGAAGAAAGGCUGCAAGGUUUCCUGUUCAUAGAUAAGGCUGCAUGGAGGAAAGAGAUGAAUCAACGAAAACCUUUAUCACUUGGGGCUGUAUUUGACACAGUUAAAACAACGUGAAGCUUUGGUCCAGGAUUACGGAUUACUAUGAAAUUUUGUUCAGACACUCUUGUUCCCCAGAAGAUGAAGCCUCCUGACUUCUAUGAUCCUUUGGCGCCACCAUGAGGUUGACAUGUUUGUCUUUUAGUGAGACGUCAAAGAAUUGUAGCAGGAUUUGUGCUCUUGAAUCCAGGCUUUUCAAAAGAUAUCAUCAGGUGCGCCCCGCCAAAUUAAAAGUCCAACUUAACAAAAAGAUUUCCCGCACACUGACGAAAAAGUAGAAAAGGCUCUUAAGAUGCAGAAAAGGAUCUGUUUACUUCAUGUGCAAAUAGUGACACUUUGAAAAAUGUGACAAAGAGUGAAUGUUUCAGUCAAAGCGAAGUGGAUUUCUCGAACGUUCAGUGUAGAUAUUCAUGGUGUCAAAUUCCAAUACUUUUUAUGACCAAAUAUCUGCAAAACUAAUGACAUUCCCAUCAGCCUCACCUGUACAUUGUUUAAUCCUCAUUAGAAGACUCUUAAGUGCGAAUCACAGGCAGCGUUGCGUCAGGUAUUUAGACAUUUAAAUGACUCCAUCUCUCCAAUUGUGCCACUUAACGCUGCCAGUUCAGACGCAACGGUUUUUAAACUCUUAACUCUGCUCGAACAGCUUCAAUGUCAGACCUAGUUGGUUGUCCAGUCCAGCCCUCACGUCUGUUUUCAGUGUGCUGACGAAGACGUCUUGUAAGGUUGAUAGUAUCUCGCUCCUAAAAGCUACGGGGUUAAAUGUAGUGUUAAUGGUAGCGGGCGUGUUCUGUCCCCUGCUCUUACCCAAAAGUCGGAGGUCAAACGUUGGAAGGGAGGAAGAUGGCUGGAGGUUUCUGACAUUUUGCAACAUGAAAAAUGGCAGUCAAAUCAAGUUUUUACAUGUUCUGUGGAGCUUUGCGAGAUACGUCUACUACAUAACUGGCUCAGCAGCGCCCCCUGUCAUUUAAAUGAGUUACCAUUGAGCAUCAUGAGCUUAUCUCUUUAUUAGUGUCUAAAAAAAAGAAUAAUGACUAUUGCCACUCUUUUUAAUGUCUGUCUGAUGUUUUAACUUCUAUAAAACAGUUUCAUGUAGUUGUUUUAAAAAAAAAGAAGCUGCAAAGUGCUUUACAAAAAUAAUAAAUCCAGGAAAACAUAAAGCUCAGAGUGAGAUGAAAUAUAAAUUAAACACAAUAUUGACAAAUUAAAUUAAAAAAAGAAAGAAGGCAACAAAAUGACAGAGCUGCAAAACACAAAUAAAGUGUUUUUAAAGGAGAUUUAAAUGGAGAUAAAAAGCUACUUUGCCUGAUUCACGUCAUCGUCACCCAAAAGAUUUGAUCGAGUUUGCAGAUGAAAAGACUCAGCAGAGUUUUUUAGAUUGAAAACGAGAUGAAUUGUACAUGAAGAGGGUCGGUGGUGCAGAAUUUGUGCAGGAAACUGCCUGAAGAGUUUGUGGGUGGACUGAAAAAAAAAACCCAACUAAUUGUCAGAACGUUACACAACCAGCAGUUUCCGGACGGUUUUCAAACAUUUCUAGAUAUCCAAAUAUACGUCUGUUGUGUUGCUAACUCUGCAUCUUGUACAGAUACUUCAGUACUUCAGUGUUAUCUCUACUGAAAAUGUGCUGCAUGAUAAUGUAUUGUCCCUGGAGGGAUUUGUCAUUUAAAUAGCCUCAGUGUUGUUUAAGUGAUGUUUUGGCAGAUUAUAUUUUGUGACUGGCUGUGCAGCUGAAGCUCUGCCAUUAUGUCUGAGAGCAUAAAAGUGAUUUGUUACUGUGAUGUGAGUUGUACAAGUAAACUUUUCUUUGUGUUUGCAUGCAGACAAUAUUAUUGUCACCGGAGUAAUAAAACCCUUCGAUGUUAUAUAUUUUCACAGCGCUGUGAAGGUCGAGUGGAUUGUUUGUGAGAUCUUUCAUAGAGAUUACACUGUCGAGCUGCUGCCUGCUACAUGAUAUAACAGAAUUAUGUCUUCAGAGGUUGACAGAAGCACAGUGGUUGAGUUCAUUCGAAGGAUGGUUUUCUGUUGUUUUGCAGACAUGAAGAUUCCUGACUUCAGGGUUUACAUACUGUGGGUGUGUCACACUUGAUUUCCGGGAAAACGCUCACAGAAAAAACAAACAAGAACCAAGAAAACUGACAGACUGAGGUUUACUGUACAGUGAUAAUGACCUCUAGGGCUGUCAGGAGGAUACGAGCUACAUUAACCUGCAUUAAAUAUCAUGAGGAAUAACAUCUAAUGGAUUCAUUAAUCAGUGUUUGCAUUAUGUAUUUUUCUGUCUGUGCAGGUUUGGGUUUUGUUAUUGAAGCUGAGAACAAUAAUCUGUGUUUCAGGCAGAAUUAUCCUCUUGUCUGGGUGUGAAAUUUUACAGUGAAACCUGAAAUAAUGGCUUUUUUGAGGGGGAAUUCGCAUCUCUACUGCGUUUAAAGCUGCACUUAUUAAUAUUUUUAUGAGUCACAUUUCUCCUCUUUUUUGAUAUCAGAGACCAAACUGGUAUCAACCCUCCAUCAAACUACUAGUAAGACCAGCAACAUCAUGCAGUCAAUAUUUUGAGGGGGCAUAUAAUAUAUAUAAGUUGUUACCAGUAAUUAUCUGUUUUGGCUUCUAUGUUUAUGUCCUCUAACUAUCUACACUACAAUAAUUAAAUGACACUUAUUGACACUAUAUUGCAUUUAAUAGCAAUAUUGAAGAAGACAAUGUUAGUGAAAAGGCUUUAAACUCAGGGAAAAUGUUAGUAAGUUAAAAAAAAAUCUCCUCACGUCUGUCCUGUUUUGCAUUUCAGUGCUGCAAAUUUGUUUUGACAGAAACAAUAAUUUUGCUACUAAUAAUAGCAAAGGACAACAAGCUAACACUAAGGUUAAUGACUUGUGGGUUAGAGUCAAAAACCACUGAUGCUAAAGUCACUUUAAAUAUGAAUAUUUCUGAAGCUUGAAGUAAUUUACAAAUCCUUUUCAAGUCUUACAGUUUUAUGGCGGUUUG